UCUUUGAAGAGAGAUGAGUAAGGAAAACAUUUGAUUCAGGCCUCUUUGGGGCUGCCAGCAGUUUGAUUCUUCCCACUUUCUCAGUGUAAAUGCCUCUUACUACGUAUUAAUUAAGGGAUGAUUCUUGCAACAACUAUGUGUGGGUGUUGUACUAAACAGCUGCCAAAUGUUAAGAUAGUUUAUGACUGGAUUGUGUUUUGUUCCCACCUUCCCUGUUAAUUGGACAUUUAAGGUAUCUACAAGAUUUGAAGAUAUUUGUGGUUGGACAGAUACAUACUUUACUAGGAUAUUUUUUUUGUUCUAAUACUUUUACUUCUAAUACUUUUACUUCAUAUUAUACAAAUAAAACCAAGACAGAAGAUCAUGGUGAAGCUUCCAGUUGUUUUUUUGUGCAUUGGAUAUGUUCUGUUAACUUUUGCAGACAAUGGCGAUUUUGACUUAAAAGAUGCCCUUGACCCAAAUGAUAAGCCUUCUGAACCAACAAGAAAGCCACCAGGGGGUAACAAACCUCGACCUAACUUAUAUCCUGACCUUAGACCAUAUUCAGAUAAUCAUGGAAAUGGUGGAAAUUCCUUUAAUGGUGGCGGUGGCGGUGGUGGAAGCUUUGGAACUGGUGGUUUUAAUGACCUAGAUCUCAAUGAUGGGAAACCUUUAGCUCCACGCCCAGCAGGUGAGAAAGAGCAAACUUCAGAUCAGGGUGGAAAUAUGGUUGACUCUGCUACGACAGCUCAGAUUACAUCUCCUGUUGUUGCUGUAGCUGUGUUGCUGACUGUUGGGGCCCUAGCUGGCUAUACCGCUUAUAAGCAGAAAAGAUACUGUUUUAAACCAAGAGGUGCAGCAGUUGCAUAAACCAUUCAAAAAUGAUCUAAGAAAUGUUGACUUCCACAACAUCCUCAACAAAUGAAGGAACUGCAUGCUGUAAUACCUAUGAAGCUGUUGCUAAGAUUUUAUGUAAUGAGGCAUUUUGUUUUUGUGUAUAGAAGCUAAAGAACAAAAUUUUCAAAACAAGAGAUUGAUUAAUGAUAUAUACUGCUCCUACAUUGUAUGAAUAGUAAAAAUACAUUUUGUAUGAGUUUUUUUUAGUUCAUACAAGUUAGUAACAUUUUAUGUUCUGUUUAUUUAAGAUCAUUGAUUCAAACAAUCAGAAUCAAUUUCACUCUUGGUAUACAGCCUUUGGUUUAUAGUUAAGGCUCUUUAUGUACCCUUUUUCAAAUCUUCAGGACUACUUAAAAAUCUGUUGGGGUGAUAGAUGCACUGAAAUGUGGAAAGAUGCACACCAUGUCCUUUGGCUAUCCUGCAUCAGUGUUCAGGGAAAUACUAUACUUCUCUAACUUUUAAUUUAAAUUUCAUUGAAACAAACAUCAUUGGUUAUCUUUCUACAUUAGCUACUUGAAACCACCAACAAAGUCAGGCUUAUGCACCCGAUUCCUUUCAGCAUUUAACCUUAUGUGGAAAUUGGUGCUAUAUGCUAUGUUGUUUAAAAGUCAAGGGAUAGUUCACCUAUUUUUGAGUGUGACUAGCUGAAAUGUUAAUUUGGUGACACGAUACCAGGUGCUAAGAAAUAAACAUAGAUUGUGGUCAUCUUCAUGAAGUUCCAAACAAGGUUUAUUGUAUUUAAAGGAGAUGGUCAGGAAAAGGAGAGAGGUCAGGAAUACAAUGGAAUAUGUAUAUGGUUUUUCCUCUUUAAUUUAGGGGAUUUUUCCCCUUCUUUCUUUAGUUCUAAUAUAUAAUAUAUUGCCAUGUAUAUUAAUUUUCUACUGAUAUAUUCUUGUAAAAUCUAUGUAAAAGUAAAGUUUUCUUCAAGUUAAAUUUGACUCCCAGAUUUAAGUUUGAAACAGAAUUAUGUCCUAAAUUAAUAAAGAACAUGUUAUUACUAAAAUGUAUAAGCCUUUGUUGAAAUAUGAGCCAGAAAUACAAGUGAAAUAACGUAUGAUAAAAUGGUUAAAAUUUUUGGUUCCAAUAAACAAUUGGUUCAGUGGGGAAAAUAUGUGGUUAGAAGGAUUGAAAUUUAUAUUAUAAUUCUAAUCUAAGAUAAUUUUUACAAAAUUGUAUUUAUUUAUUAUUAUUUUUACACACUGCCCAUCUCAGGUAAAUGACUCUAAGUGACCAAUGAUGUAUAAUUGAUAUCUGUCACCUAAGAAAUUGUACAGAAUCUAUAAAGGUAUUUUUAAUCUUUGUUUGAAAUGAGAACAACAUAAAGGGAACAUUUUGAUCACAUUUAUGGACAUAUACAAAAGUUUAGAAAAUUUUGGAUACAAACAUAUACAUUAAAUCAGAAUAGUUUAAAGACUAACGUACAAUUGAAAACAGACGAUUUCCUUUUGGGAGUGAUACACAAGGAAGUAGAAAAAAUGUAUGCUGCUUUGUUUUUGUAUAUGACAAUUUCAGUAAGAUGGUUAUAUGCUCCAAAAUGGAAAGGUUCCACACUACCUACAAUGAAGGAAUGGUUGGUGAAGAUGAUGGAGUCAACAGAGAUAGCUAAAUUAACUUCUUUGAUUAGAGAAAAGACAGUAUCUACUGACUAGAAAACCCUUAUAGUCAUUUUGCAUGAAACAGAAAAAUGUACUUAUGAUUUUUAAUUU
This is a messenger RNA of Pseudonaja textilis, 2582 nucleotides long. RefSeq lists its product as uncharacterized. Gene Ontology annotation, cellular component: plasma membrane. The record is from RefSeq and is a predicted model, not a curated record. Lineage: Eukaryota; Metazoa; Chordata; Lepidosauria; Squamata; Elapidae. Gene Ontology annotation, biological process: positive regulation of neutrophil extravasation; homotypic cell-cell adhesion; T cell extravasation.